This is a messenger RNA of Hypomesus transpacificus, 3269 nucleotides long. RefSeq names its product neuregulin 3b (gene nrg3b). Gene Ontology annotation, molecular function: chemorepellent activity. The record is from RefSeq and is a predicted model, not a curated record. Gene Ontology annotation, biological process: intracellular signal transduction; animal organ development; nervous system development. NCBI's taxonomy places the organism in Eukaryota, Metazoa, Chordata, Actinopteri, Osmeriformes, Osmeridae. The transcript has 9 exons. The coding region runs from base 927 to 3269 and encodes 780 amino acids.
UGGGGGAAUGUGGAGAGAUCUGACCAGCAGCAGCAACGUUCUUCCAUUGAGGCAGUGUGAGAUUCUGAGGACCGACUGCCGGACACAGACGGACAAUUCAGACAGGAGGACACGGAUCUGAGAGAGAUCAGUGGGAUUUACCCCUCUCUUCCACCCCUCCCUGCUGUAGAGAGAGAGCAGGGCGAUCUCUCUCUGCAUCUCCGUGCUUCUGUGUCUGUGCGUGCUCGUGUCUGGUUGCUGCUCCUGAACAGGAGCACCUCUGGAGGCUGUGGAGGUGUGUGUGCAGCAGGCAGCUGAGGGACGGAGCCCCAGGCGUCUGGGAGCGGAUCUCGUCCAGAGGACCAGGGCGUCGGGGCAAAGUGGGAGGAAGCUGAGCACCAGUUUUGGAUUGAAGUGUUUUUCAGCAGCGUGAGGGUGCAGCCCUGGGUGUAUUGGUUAAUCCACACACGCAAACACAAGCUCACCCACACAGGGAUUUACAACAGAGCUCGGAAGACUGGCCGUGGAUCGAUACCCUGCCUGCUUUUUGCCUCUGCUUUCCCCCUCUAUCAGGGGAGGGAAGCUUCCUGGAAUUUACCAUUGCCUCGUUACUGCUGAACUGGGGAGAGGCGUGUCUCCACGCCUCGCUCCCUCACCUGCCCACGUCUAACCUGUGUCUGUGUUAGUGUGUGUGUGUUUGUUUGUAUUCUGCUCUGUGCCGAUGGGAGCAUGGUUCUGCUUGUGUGUGCAUUAGUGUGAGCUACCCAGCUUGUAAUACUGGUCUUCUGUGUGGGACGACAGUGUGUCUUGUUAGUUUGCUCCAGUGUGUGUGUGAGUCUUUGUGUGUGUGUGUGUGCGCGCGCAUGUUGCUAUUUGAAUGUAGGUGUUUCGUGGGUACAUGGUAAGAUGCCCAGUGUUGGCUCCGUGCCCUGUCCCCUCCCUUGUGCAUGCCCUGUUGUGAUUGGGCCCCCAGUUUGACCCUGACCCCCACCCAGCUUGGCAGAAUGAGCGAGCGUUCGGGCGCCAGCACGCUGGCCGCCAUGAGCCUGGAAGAGCCGGGGGGCGAGCAGGCGUCUCCACGGGCCCCGGGGCACCUGCGCUGUGGACCCUGCGCCCUCCUGCCCCGGCAGCAGACCUGGCUGUGUGCCGUGCCCCUGGUCAUGGGCUUUGUGGGGCUUGGCCUCAGCCUUAUGCUCCUCAAGUGGAUCGUAGUGGGCUCCGUCCAGGACUACGUCCCCACAGACCUGGUGGACGCCAAGGGCAUCGGCCAGGACCCUAUCUUCAUGUCCCAGCCCAGCUCGGUGCCCAAGGGCUCGGACACCUCCACCCUGCCCUCCCCGGUGUCCAGCACCACGCCCCUGGCGGCUGACGGGACCGCCCCCGCCCCCAGAACUCGAGCCGAUCCACCGGCCAAUCACUCGGCCAACGGGAGCCCGGCCAAUGGAGGCAGUAACCGCGCCCCGCACCUCCACAACAGUGUGGUGAACCGCGUCCCCGCCACGGUUACCACAACAACCGCCCGCCCACCACGCAGCCCUGCACCGGGGAGGGAGGCGCCCCCCCGCAGCACUUCCACGCGCAGGGAGAACGGGCAGAGCAACGGACGCAACGGGGCGUCCAACCCACGGCCACGAAUCACCUCCUCUACGACCACCACCACCUUGGGGCCUGCCACUAAGGGCCCCCCAAAGGUGCCCCCCCCCACCGCGGCCCCCGGACCCCCCCUGAAGCCAACACGUUGGAGCAGCGGCCGCGCCCCCAAGGGCCCCCCCAAGGCCCCCGCCACACGCCCACACCACCGCUUCAGAACACUGGCCCCCACGUCCCCAAGUCUGCGCUCUGAGGUCUUCCAGCCCUGCCUGGAGGAUAAGGACCUGGCUUUCUGUCUGAACGAGGGAGAGUGUUCAAUCAUCCAGACAGUGGCAGGGGUGCACAGACACUGCAGAUGUAAGGAGGGUUACCACGGCCUUCGCUGUGACCAGUUUGUGCCCAAGACAGACGCCAUCUUAUCUGACCCGGUGGAUGAACUGGGCAUUGAGUUCAUGGAAAGGAGGGAUGCAUACCAGAGCCAGGUGCUGUCCAUCUGCAGCAUCGCCUCGGGGAUCUGCCUGCUCAGCCUGGCCUGUAUGGCUCUCUACCGACGCAACCGGAGACACAGGGAGAAGCUGAGAGCACACUUCUCAGAGAGCCACAUCCUGAGGGACUGCAGCAUCAACACCUCUGGCCUCAUGGCAAAAUCCAGCCCCAGGCCCCAGUCCGGCCUCCAGCUUCAGAAGUGCUGCAAGAACCACAGGCCCCUUCUGCCCCCGCAAGCCCCCCUUCUGCCCUGGAUGGGGGCCAGUCUGGCACCUGCUGCCCCGGGCAUGACCCCUCCCGCCCCGCCUGCCCCCCCGCACGUACGCAGCAGAGCCCUGGCUAAAGGCAAACUCUUCAGGAGCAGCCCCCUGUCUCUAAGUCCCGCCCAGCAACACAGGGAAGCCAAUCAUCUCGGAACCAGAGGAAAACCACUCCUCAUUGGAGGAGCCCAGGUUGCUGGCCACGCCUACAAGCACCUGCAGGAAGUAGAUUGUACAGAGAUGGAAGCAGAGAUGUUGAGAGGGUCGGAGUACCUGGGGUCCCAGCAGGGCAGGGUGCUGCCGUCCCCUCUGAGUGUGUGGGCGGCAGGACAGGGGUGGACCGAGGUCCCCUGCACCCGCCUGGACAGCGGAACACGCUCCUCUCCUCCUGCCCCUCCUCCCUCCUCCUCUCCUCCUCCCUCAGGCCUCCGGGCUCACUCCGUCCCCAUCAUCCCGUCCCUCCAGGGAGAUAGCAGCGAGGACAGAGAUGGAAGCAGGAGCGAUGGGUGGGGCUGUGAUGCUGCUCCAGCCCCCCCUGGGGUCCCAGCCCCCCCUGGGGUCCCUCCUGGGCCAGGGUCCAGGGCUCCUUCCCGUCAUGCCAGCGGUGGGGCCUGGCGGCCCGGCCCAGGAAGGAGCCAGCCUCUCAUACAGCCUGCUGGUGCCUCUAGAAGUGUAGCAGAACCGGAGGGCAGGGUCAAACAUGAGAGUGUGGUGGGCACUGUGACAGCCCUGAGCUCGUACCAGAGCAGGAACACUGCUGGAGCAGUGCUGGAACCAGAGGGGAAGACCAGGCGCUGCUCACCCAGGGUCCACAGCUGUUCUAGGGUCGGGGGUCACCGGGCUGGAGGCCAGAGAGAGACCCAGAGCCACCUGCUGGCUGGAGGGACACACUGCCUCCCAGCUGAGCUAGCCAGAGGAAGAGGAAGUGCUUGUGCCAAACCCUCCGCAAGCUGA